Messenger RNA from Vicia faba (fava bean), 537 nucleotides. Lineage: Eukaryota; Viridiplantae; Streptophyta; Magnoliopsida; Fabales; Fabaceae. The record is from the annotation of a GenBank genome assembly.
AUGGAAACACAAGGUAAGGUGAAAAUAUUACCACAAGUGACCGCACCUCAAGCAUCUAAAUAUGAAACUUAUUCACUAAGAUCAAGAAUGGAUCACAAAUCCAGAUCUCAUUCUUGUCCAAACAGUCCUUCCAUGAUUCUAAAUGCGGACGAACUUUCCCCACCCUCAACAUAUUUUCGAAACCGUAGUUUCGGACAACAUAUUUUAUCAAGAAAUCAUGUUGAGGGUGCGGAAAAUUCGACCCUUAAUAUCGAAGAAACAAGAGAUAAUAUUGAAGUAAUGUAUCAUGGAGAACCCACUUCACCAAAAAUAUCAUGCACGGGACAUAUCAAGCACAAGAAGAAACAGAUCGAAGAAGGGGAAGGCGUAGAGGUAAAGAAACACGAAACUACGUUUCUAAAGAUGUUGUUGAAUUUGAAGAAGUCAAAAUAUGAGGUGAGAAGGAAAUCCAAUGCAUCUUGUCUCAAGCUUAUAAUUAAGUAUGCAGUUAAGGAAAGAGCACAUAGAAAUCAAUCUAUGCCUAUAGAAGAGAACUAA